AAAAGCAGGACCACUCCUUUCACGGCGCACUGUAAGUCUGGUGACGAUCACUCAACUCCUUAGCCGGACAGGGGUGUGUGCUGCCUGGUGUGAAUGCGAGGAUGGCGACGCUUGUGGAGUCCGCAGAUAUUGAGACUUUAAGCAACUCGAGUAACGUCAUGGCAUCCCCGAUGUCCGCGAGUCUCUCGCACCGUUUUGUUGACAACAAAUUUUACCUGCUUGUGGUUAUUGGGGAAAUGGUCACGGAGGAUCACUUGAAGUGUGCCAUUGCCGAUAUAGAAAAAGGGAUUCGCUCAUGGGACACCAACCUCAUCGACUGUAACCUAGACCAAGAACUCAAGCUCUUUGUCUCCAGACAUUCAGCCCGUUUCUCUGCAGACGUACGAGGGCAGAGAAUUCUUCACCACAAAAGCAGCGUUCUCGAGACAGUAGUUCUUAUCAACCCUUCAGAUGCAGCUGUCAGCACUGAGGUUUGUCAAAUGAUCUCAGACACAGCCAGACACAAGCUGCUGGUGCUUUCAGGACAAUGCUUUGAAGACACAGGAGAGCUGAUUCUGCAGUCCGGCUCAUUCUCUUUCUUAAACUUCAUAGAUAUAUUCACAGACCCCGAGAUUGGUGAAUUGCUCAUCACUAUUCACCCAGCAAACAAAGCAAGCCUAGCCCUCUACUGCCCUGAGCAAGGCGACUGGAAAAAUUCAAACCUGGACAAACACAACCUACAAGAUUUCAUCAACAUGAAGCUCAACUCACCCUUGAUACUCCCAGAGAUGGAAGGUCUCUCAGAGUUCACAGAAUACCUGUCGGAGUCAGUAGAAAUCCCAUCGCCAUUUGACAUGUUGGAGCCACCAACCUCUGGUGGUUUCCUGAAGCUCUCAAAACCAUGCUGCUACAUCUUCCCCGGCGGCCGCGGCGACUCAGCCCUCUUUGCGGUGAACGGGUUCAACAUGCUUAUCAACGGGGGCUCCGACCGUAAGUCCUGCUUCUGGAAGCUGGUGAGACACCUAGACCGGGUAGACUCCAUCCUCCUGACCCACAUCGGGGAUGACAACCUGCCUGGCAUCAACAGCAUGCUCCAGAGGAAGAUGGCUGAGCUGGAGGAAGAGCAGUCCCAUGGAUCCCAAGCUACCGGCGACUGGGUGAAGAACCUCAUAUCCCCAGACAUUGGAGUUGUGUUCUUGAACAUUCCUGAGAAUAUAGGGAAGCCUGCUGAACCCAACUUCAGGGUGAGGAGAAACAUUGAAGAGGUGGCACAAACUCUCCAUUACCUGAGCAAGCUGAAUCUGAGGCCCGAGCCUCUGCAGAGGCCGGUCGGGAACACAAUCGAACCCAUCAUUCUGUUUCAGAAGAUGGGUGUGGGGAAGCUUGAGAUGUAUGUGCUUAGCCCAUCAAAUACCAGCAAGGACCUGCAGCACUUUAUGAAGCAGUGGACAGGUAGUGAGAAAGACAAAGCCUCUGUUCUUCUGCCCAAUGGAAAAGAAUCAGAGCUCCCAAUCUCUUACAUGACCUCAAUAUCUUCAUUGAUCGUGUGGCACCCAUCAAACCCUUCAGAGAAGAUAGUGCGAGUUCUUUUCCCUGGAAAUGCCACUCAGUAUCACAUUCUUGAAGGUUUGGAAAAACUAAAACACUUGGACUUUUUGAAGCAACCAGUUGUCACUCAGAAAGAGCUAUCUUCUAACUUGGCUCCAGCCUUGAAGCAGGCAAAGUUGAAACAUAAAACUGACAGCAGGGAGAGUCUGAAGUCAGUCUCAAGGCCAUCACCAAGCAAAAGUUUCAAGAAGGAGUCAAAGGAGGAAGCUCCAGAGAAGGCAAAGACAGACGCAGAAUCAGCUCGAGAAAAGAUCCAAAAAUUUGAGAAAAAAGAGAAACCUUUGGUGAAAAAGGAGAAAGCGAAGGCACCGGAAAAAGAAGUGAAGGCUAAAGCAGAGCCGACACAUGAAACUCCAGAAAAGAAGAAACCUGAAAUUAAACCAAAAGCUCUUAAGGAGAAGAUUAUCAAGAAAGAACCCAGGAAGUCUGUAGAAAAGAAAAAUGAUGAAAAGGAGGUAAACAAAGAAGUAGCGAAGGAAGAUGAGAAGCUAACAUCUAAAAAGGAGGAAACACCCAAAAAGGAACAGAAACAAGAAACACCCAAAAAGGAACAGAAGGUAAACAAAGAAGAGGUAAAGAAACACAUUUUAAAGAAAGACAAAGAUUUCAGGAGAGAUUCCCCAAUGAAGGUAAGGAAGGAAGAGAAAAAGGAGCAAAAGAAAGAAGAUCUAAAGAAAGACAUAAAGAAGCCAUCCAAGGAUGUAAAAAAUGCUUCAUCUGCAUUAGGUGAAGGGAAAAAACUUGCACCAAAACCAAAACCUCUGAAAAAAGAUGACACUACAAAGAAAGACUUUGGAAGCCCUUUUAAGUCCAAGGGGAAACCAAAGGUCACCAAGAAGGACACCAAAGCCACGGAUGCUAAAUCUGCUGCUGCAGGAGCUGCAGCUGUCACAGCAGGAGUGGUAGCUGCCACUUGUGCUGCGGAGGUCCUUGAGACAGAAAGAGCCACAAUGUCUUCUCCAGAGGACCUCACCAAGGACUUUGAGGAGCUCAAAGAAGAGGAGAUCGUUCAGGAGGAAGAGCCGGUGGUGGUCCACAGAGAGGCCCUCCUGCACUCUAAGGAGUCUCCUGAAGCAGAAGAGUCUCUGGAUGAGGGGAUCACAACCACUGAGCAUGAAGGAGAAAGCAGGGAGACCCCAGAGGAACAGGAGCAUAAAGGCAAGUUGAGUGGCAGCGGCAGUGAGAAGUUUGAAGAUGAGGGAACUGGGCUAGAUUAUGAAAAGAAGGGAGAGACAGAAGAGGUCCAUGAGCCAAUGAGAAGGGAAAUGGACAAGCAUGCUGAGGAUAGUGAAGACAAGGACUCUGAGGAUGAGGGUGCGGAUGCAGACCAAUAUGUAAGAGAUCAUAACAGAAAUGAAAGAGAAGUACAGAAGCUGGGUCUGUCUGUGACACACCCUCACAUAACAUCUGAGCCUCUCUCUCCGGCUGCAUCUAUUCAUGAUGAGACCCUUCCAGCUGGCUCCGACGACGACGAAAUAGCCUCAGAUGAUGAGAACCGAGACGAGGCAUACACUGCUACAUCUGGCCACACCCAGUCAACUAUUGAGAUCUCCAGUGUGCCUACUCCAAUGGAUGAAAUGUCCACUCCAAGGGACAUUAUGAGUGAUGAAACCACUAACGAUGAGACAGAGGAUUCUCCCUCUCAGGACAUGGCCAGGUUUGGAGGAACCACGUUAGGAGACUUUGAGAGGAAGAGGCUGUCUCCGCUACAGGACGGCCCAGAGUCAGACCAUUCAAAGAGUAAUGCCACUGAAGGCAGGGACUACCACGCUUCUGCGUCCACAAUAUCUCCACCAUCGUCACUGGAAGAGGACAAAGAGGAAGGAUUCAAGUCAGACAAAUUUGGUCUUGAUUCGGCAAGACUCAGCUCUGCACUCUCCACUACUUCUCCUCUCAUACGCUCCCCUUCAGCUCCUAAAGGAACCUUUGACUCAUACCCCUCUGGAUUCGCUGUACCAAUUGAGCUGUGCACAACACUUUCAGGAUCAUCAAAGGCAGCAGCAGGGUCUUCCACCAGCCCCGAUGACAAGACAUUGGAAGGAACCACCUCACCUCAUUCCUCUGGUCACACACCUUACUUUCAGUCUCCUGUGGAUGAGAAGUAUGGCUCUAUACCACCUGCAAAUGACCAUGGUCCUGUAAUCGUAGAGGUUACGGGUGACAAAGAGGAUUCCAUCAGGGUCAGCCCCAUGGAUGACCCAAUUCCAGACCACACCUCACCUGUAGAGAAGGUGCUCUCCCCAAUGAGGAGCCCACCACCAGUAAGAGGAAAGACACACUUUGAUUUAGAUCAAAUGUUAACAAUACACUUGAGUCAAGAUGAGAAGAAAAAUGGAGCUAGAGACAGUAACUCAGUCUCAUCCACAAACCCCUUCGCAGGUUUCAAAGAGGAGAGUAAAAUGUCGAUCUCAGAGGGAACCACGUCUGAUAAAUCGGGCAGCCCUGUUGAUGAGGCUGUAGCAGAGGACACUUUUUCACACGUCGCCUCGGCUUCCACCACCUCACUGGCCACCAGCUCAUUCCCAGAGCCUACGACAGAUGACGUUUCCCCUGCUCUCCACGCUGAAGCCGGCUCCCCUCAAUCAACGGAGGUGGAGGACUCCUUGUCUGUCUCUGUGGUUCAGACUCCAACCCCCUUCCAGGAGGCAGAGAUCUCUCCCAAGGGGGACAGCCCCAGGCCCAUGUCAAUCUCUCCAGACAUCUCACCAAAGACGGCCAAAUCAAAGACACUAGUACAGGAGCCCAAAUCCCCGGAACAUUCGACUAUGUCAUUUGGUCAGGAGUCCCCUGACCACUCAUUAGCCCUGGACUUCAACAAACAGUCUCCAGAGCACACCUAUGCAGGCAGCUUGCGCGCCACGGAGAAUGGGCCGACAGAGGUGGACUACAGCCCGUCAGAGGACAAUGAUUUGAGACCCGCUGAGCAGUGCCCACCCACUAUGGACAAGCCUAUGCUCUUCAAAGAGAAUGACUCAAGUCACGCCACCUCUGUGUCCCCUUCAGAUGCAUCCCAAUCCACCCCCUCGACCACUACACCUUGUCAGAUGAGGGAAAUGUCACCUGUCUUAGCCCAGCAGAUGGACAAAUCCCCUGCCAUCCCCUCUUCAUCCUCCUAUGUUUGCUUCACACAGAAAACAGAGAUGUCUCUGGGAGCAGAAACUAAUCCCUUCAAAUGUGGAGAUUCCAAAUCCCCUGUCAGUCCCAAGGUUCCCUCCCCAUCCUACCUUCCACUCUCCUCAAACCUCUCAGACUAUCAGAAGUGUGCAGGUGGCUCCAAGGAUCCAGACUCCUCCAAGAAGAGCCCUUCUUCUGGUUCCAGAACAGAUGUUGACCUAUGCUUGGUGACUUCCUGUGAAUACCGACACCCUAAGACAGAGCUGUCCCCCUCCUUCAUAAACCCCAGUCCCCUGGAGUACUUCAUGAAUGAGGAGAACCCUCUGGAGGAAGAGAAGCCCCUGGCUAAGUCAGAUGGAGGACCUCCACCCCCCAGCAGUAAACUACACGCUAAGCAAUGUGAAGAGACUCCACCAACCUCCAUCAGUGAAUCUGCCCCGUCCCAGACAGAUUCGGAUGUUCCCCCUGGGACUGAGGAGUGCCCUUCAAUUACCGCAGAUGCAAACAUAGACUCUGAGGAUGAUUCUGAGACACUUCCCACUGACAGAACCCUAACGUACAGACACGCAGAUCCUCCUCCCGUGGCCCCCAGGGACUCUGCUCCGUCUCCAGCCCACCCAGAUGUCACCAUGGUGGAUCCGGAGGCCGACAAGCCACCCCCUGACGACAACAACCAGACCAAGGACAAGGACUCAAAGGCAGAGGGAGUUGAAAAAGCUAAGAAGAAGAAGCUCACCAAGACCAAGUCCUCCUCUCCGGCCAGAAAGACUGGGCUCUCAAAAGUAAAGGAUUCAAAAGUAAUAGCCUCUCCCAAAAAGAGUGCAGGAGAAGGGAAAGAUGCCAAAAAUGCCACCAAUACCUCUGCGUCAAGGGGUGUGAAAAGUGCCACAUCAGGUUCAGGUAGUGGAAAGGCGGCAGCGGCAAUGCCCGUACCCAACUGCCCUCCCACAUACAUGGACCUGGUUUACAUCCCAAACCACUGCAGCGCCAAGAAUGUGGAUGCAGAGUUCUUCAAAUGGGUCAGGUCCUCCUACUAUGUAGUCAGUGGCAAUGACCAGACGGCCCGGGAGCCCAGCAAAGCUGUCCUGGACUCACUGCUGGAGGGCAAAGCCACGUGGGGAAACAACAUGCAGGUGACCCUGAUCCCGACCCAUGACUCAGAGGUGAUGAGGGAGUGGUACCAGGAGACUCACGAGAAGCAGCAGGACCUGAACAUAAUGGUGCUGGCCUCCAGCUCCACCGUGGUCAUGCAGGAUGAGUCCUUCCCCGCCUGCAAGAUAGAGCUGUGAACCUGAUCCCGGGCCUCGUUCCGUUCCAAAUGAUGCGUCUCUUCUUCCCUUCAUUUCUCCCUUCACUGGAGUGUGCACUCUAUUGACAUUCCAAGAUGCACUUUCAGAGUGAGGGGACUGAUGGAGGGAAGGGGUCGUAGUAAUUUAGAUUGGAACAACCCUCUGGACUCUCCUGAUCAAAGGAUCUAGUAACCGAGAGAUCUAGUGAUCAAGUGGAUCAUGUUGUUAGUGGUAUCUUUGAGUUGGGGUGAGGGAUGACGUAGACAUAGAGUAUAAACCACGUAAACACGUAAUUUAAACAAAGGCUCUUUAACAACAUUAAUGAACAAUGCAUAGCUUACAUUACAAUUAUGUUUGAGUUUGAAAUGACAACCGCAAAUGUAAUUGUCCACAAUACUCAAACAAACUAUCUCACACAAGUUAGCAUCAGCUUUGUGGAACACCUUGAAUAAGGAAUGAUGUUAUAAUAAUAUCUGGUAUUAAAUAUAUGACCUAAAACCAGUGUGGAGAACAUGAAGAGAAGGUCCCAUCGUAUAUAUUGGUGCUCUUGACGUAGAUGUAUUUAUUCAGAAAACUCUCUUUCCCAUGAGCACCAAUUAUAUAUGUAUCAAGUAACAUAUAGAUAGAAGAAUCCAUGAGAAUACACUUGUUCAUACUGGGGGAAAAAUAGGUCUAACAAUAAUAAAAAAUAGAUAUGAUGAAAUUAAUUUAUCCUCAAGGUUGGGACUACCAAUUUAAAAGUCCAAAUUCUUCUGGUACAUGCUGACAACAUAGAUAUUGGGUGUGAUAGUUUAAUAGGUCAUCAAGCAGUCUCAAUCCACUGAUUACAUCUCUGUCCAUAAAAAUAACUAAUAUAUAAGAUUGAUUUAACCCAGCUGCAUACACCAAAGGAUCGAGGAGAACUCAUUUAAGUUAUUGCCUUAGGAAGUGAAUUGAAUGUAAAAGAUUGAUGCACUGAGGACAAAUAGAAGGCAGCAUAAACUUAAAAUAAAAUAAAACGAGUUUGUCCCCAACUAUCAUAUAUCUGUCUCUAUCUGUAUAGAGCUAGUUUCAUUUGACACUGCAUUGAUGGAGUAUGAAGAAAUACAUAGAGCAAGUUAAAGUUCAACUGCACUGAGGGGCCUGCGGAUCAUGUUAACUGUCUUAUUCCAUUGCGACUAUUUUGAGAACAAUACAAUUCUAGUAAAGAUGUAUCCAUUCGUUGUGUAUCCAUUCUGUUUCCGCAAAAUAUUGUUGAUUGUUUUGCCCAUUAGUUAAUAAUGGGCGUCAUGAUUUUAAACAUUUUAUCUCAGUGUUUUUAAAAGUUGUUAUUUAUUCAUUUUAAACGUAUACAAUUCAGUAUAAAAAUAAUGACCUUCUUGCGGGAGAAUUGUUUAAUGCAAGGUCAAACGUGCAUUACAAAUAAGUAGAACUUGUUGGCCAAAUGUCAAAUAUGUUUCUUGACCAAUUGAAUUUGAAAAGCACUGUUUCAAAAUGAUAUCUGUAACGUUCAGAAAGAUCCAGAAAUGGUCUGCUAACGUUUGUGUUGUACUGAUUUCAAUAGAACUCUAUGUACUGUACUCUCCUGCUCAGUCUGUCCUGCAGCCUUUUGUGUCAACCACAAAUGGAGCCCUAGCGACUGCUUGAAUGUGCCACAAUAUGUUCCGGCUUGUGAAGCGUUCCUAAGCUUAGAAUUAUUUUAUUUUUAUUUUUUUAACACUGUACUAUAAUUAUAUAUAGCUUUGUGGCAGGGUGACUGGCCGAAAGAAAUGUGCAUGAGUAAUGUAAAAUAUAGCAAGUAUUUUUUCUCUUUUUAAGGAUGGGGAAAUCUGCCCUUAACUGCCAAAAUAACAAUGCAAGGCUGUGCUAAUUAAUAUAAGACAUACCCCACUGGGGACAGACGUCGGUUCAACGUCUAGUUUUGAUUUACAUUUGGAUUAGUCGUCCAACUAUUGUGAAUUCAACAUGAAAUCAACAAAAAGUGUUGACAUGAUUAGAUUUAGAUUAAAAGUUGGGUGUAAAAAAGAGUCAAUUCGCUUAUGUUGAUUACUUUUUGCAAAUCCAAUCAGUUUUUCACAUUGAUUCAACGUCAUCACAUUUAAUUUAAUUUUUGAAAUGUUGUGGAAACAAUGUUGAUUCAACCAGUUUUUGCCCAGUGGGAGGUACAUUAAUAGUUGGUUGUCUUUGGGGUGUUGCGUGCUACACCAUUAUGGCAUGGAGUGAAAAGUGAAACAAGCAGCCCCAUCCUCUGACUAUGUUGGCCGUUUUAAGGUCUUUAAAUCUGCUCCAUCAUAGUCCUUGGCCCUGUAGCUACACAAAGAGGACGUAUAGAACCUCGGCCAACCACAGGUCUGUAGAAAAAUAUAUAUGGCAGUACCUCUGCCAAAAUCGCUAUGAGUCAAGUAAAGCGCUGUAUAGACACGCCUUGAGAAGAGUAGAACACGAGGGAGAGUGACUGUUUUGGGUGUGAGUUCCAGGUGUGAAAGACAAAAAAACGAGAGACUUUAAAAGCCAGGACAAAUAAUAAGAAAUGUAACGCGAAGCCAUAAACAGAACAAUAGAAAACUCCAACCGCACACGUCAACCACAAAUGACCGUGCCUAUUUGGAUGCCAUGAACAUACAACCAUCCUUUACUCAGAACGAACGGUCACUGUUAGGUGAAAACUCACAACGUAGACAAAUUAGUACAGUCAACCAACCAGAGGCAGGGACUUAGUUACUGUCUCCAUGGCCACGCAAUUAUCCAGUUGUCCUGUACUACUCUGCAACAGGAACCUUUAACCAUAAACAUGACCAUUCUGCCGUUCAACUACAAACUAUAGUGACCGACCGACCACGCACACCACUCUUUCUUGACCUUUCCUCACGCUACUGCUUUAUUGUAUUCCUUGCUUUCUAUAAUCCCUGUAAUCUCUCUAUCUUUCUCUCUUUUGGAUGAUUGUUAAUACUGUCUGCAGCCUUGUGAUAUAAAAUUGUCUCGUGAUCUCUGCAUCCUCCCUCUCAUUUUCCAAACUCAUACCUAAUGUAGCGGUUAGUUUCAAGUGAAAGUAUUACUUAGUGCUUUUCUGAUAUUUGUGUGCAGUAUCUCCUCUCCCCUCCUAUAGGACAUUUGAUGUAAAGGGCACAACUAUUAAAAAGGAAACCUACAAAAAGAACCACAAUAAACUCAUGUUGUGGAGAAUCAUGAA
This is a messenger RNA of Oncorhynchus mykiss (rainbow trout), 9159 nucleotides long. Its product is annotated as microtubule-associated protein 1B. Lineage: Eukaryota; Metazoa; Chordata; Actinopteri; Salmoniformes; Salmonidae. Gene Ontology annotation, cellular component: microtubule associated complex; microtubule; neuronal cell body. Gene Ontology annotation, molecular function: actin binding; microtubule binding. Gene Ontology annotation, biological process: microtubule cytoskeleton organization; dendrite development; axonogenesis. The record is from RefSeq and is a predicted model, not a curated record.